Molecule: messenger RNA, 1273 nt
Organism: Caenorhabditis elegans
Lineage: Eukaryota; Metazoa; Nematoda; Chromadorea; Rhabditida; Rhabditidae
Gene: nmgp-1
Product: Neuronal Membrane GlycoProtein
Cellular component (GO): membrane
Source: RefSeq, marked reviewed
UCUCAAUAUUUAAAUUUGUUCCCAACCCACUAUCUCACCUUUCCGCGUCCGUUUCCAAUUUCGAUCGCAAUACAAACAAACACACUCAUACAUACCUUUUUGUUGCCCCGGUGCCCGCUUGCACUUGCUUAUUACAAUUAUUCCACGGCUACAUUUGUUUCUUAUUUUUCAUCUGAAAUAAUAUUUUUCAAACUGUCAAAAUAGUGUCAAGAUCAACGAAAGAGGCGGCGCAAAGACGUUCGCAGAACGCCGCCGUCGUUCAUUUGAAUGCGGACGCAGAAGAAGAUGACUGUUUUCAUCGAAUACCAUAUGCAUCACUUAUUGGAUCAUUAUUAUGCAUUCUUGGAGUUAUUCUCUUUGCAAUUAUGAUGUCCUGGGCAUUUAAUGCAACUGCAGAGCAAGUCAGAAGAUCUCUGAAAAUAAAUGAUUGGCCAUGGCUUGACAAGGUUCAAGUUUUCUUUAUUGUAAUCGCAGUUUUAAUGGGACUAUUCUCACUUUUCUUCUUAUGCAUCGGAUUUACUGCAACUGGAGGAACAAGAGAAACUAUGUAUAAAGACGAUGAAGCUCGCUGUGGUGGAAAAUUUGCAUGCGUCAUCGCAAUGUUGAUCGAUUUCUUUCUAAUAAUUGCAUGGCUAUUCAUUAUUUCAAUUGUAUCUUGGCUUUGUAUAUUUUAUUAUUUCUUCGAUCGGCUCUGCAUGAAUCUUCCAGGAUAUACAGAUGGUGACUGUAUAGAUCUUCAUGUUUUCUGGCCAUUAGUUUCGUCCUUUGCCAACUCGAAUCUUCGAAUGUGCGGUGGAGAUGUGCAACAAUUCUGUGCACUUACCUCCACAGCAUUCUCUUGGUAUGUCAUCGGAUGGGUUGGAUGUGUUCUCAUCAUUCUUGGAGUUCUUUUAUUUUUUGGAAUUCAUGCAUCAAAUUAUGCACAUAUUGGAAAUGCUAACAGAUACGUUGAACUUGGCCAUCUUCGGAUAGUUGAACAUCGAGAACCAGGAGCAGAUCGAAAUUCUAAAAAUGCAAAUGGUCGGAAAGAUGUACGAUUGCCAGAAAAAUAUGAACUUCAAUCAACACAAUAUAGUGAUUCUCGUGCAAAUUAUUCAAUGAGAACCUCAACAAGCCGUCAAGCUGAGCACAUGUCUGAUUCUGUCAGUCAGUUCGAUUAUCGCAGGGAUAAAAGAUUAAAACCGGUUUACUAACUUUUAAAAAUCUCACGUUCAUAAUUAGGAUUUUGAAUUUUUUAAAAAUUAUUCCACGACAACAAUAAAUGCUUUUUAUU